AUGGCGUCGACGCCGGACGUCGCGCUCAUCGCGGUGAACGCGCGGUGCGACGGGAGCGAUGGCGCGGCGUUGGUGUCGUACGCGGUGCUGGAGGCGAUCGAAUCGAUCGAGGACGUGACGGAGGUGUGUUUUAUAUGCGCGACGCGGGACGAGGCGCUGGAGCUCGAGCGGAGAGACGAGGAAAGUUUUCUGGCGUACGAGGACGUGCGUAACGGCGCGCGGUGGUCGGACGAUGUUGGGAUCGUGAAACGACCGCUGGGAGAGCGUGGGGUGAACGGAGGGGACGGGGUGUUGGCGAUCGCGCUCGCGGCUUUGGACGCGCGCGGGACGCGCGUGCGGGCGUUGUACGCGCCGGCGCACGCGCGGUGCUCGACGAGCGAGGCGCUGAGGGUGACGCACGGGUUAGGGCGCGCGGUUGAGAGAAGUGCUUUCGGUUUGGUCGGGUACGACGCGGCGGCGGUGGAACGUUUGGUGCCGGCAUCGUCGGGGGAUCGAGAGACGAACGAGUCGCUGUACACGUGA
Messenger RNA from Ostreococcus tauri, 522 nucleotides. RefSeq names its product unnamed product. The coding region runs from base 1 to 522 and encodes 173 amino acids. The transcript has a single exon. Lineage: Eukaryota; Viridiplantae; Chlorophyta; Mamiellophyceae; Mamiellales; Bathycoccaceae. The record is from RefSeq and is a predicted model, not a curated record.